UGUAAAUAAAUAGGAGGCUCUGGUUCUGAAAAGAGCACAGAUGAGAUUCAGAUUCAGAUUGAGAUCUUGAAUCAAGGCUGACUCCUCCUCCAAGUCAGAAUGAAAUUCACUGCUAUCUCUGUGGUCCUUGUUCUGUUGGUGAUCAAGAAUUCUUCAGUCCAAGGUAUUUUAGAGACCAAUGAUGCGAACCACAAGUGCAAAUGCCUCAAGACGUUUGGUGGUGCCCUUCUUCUUCAAUACAUUAAAACAAUAUAUAUCUCACCACCUAGUGGUGGUUGCCGAAAUACAGAAUUCAUAGUCACAUUGAAAAAUGGUGAUAAAAUAUGUGUGGAUCCAAAGUGCAAAUGGUUAAGCCAGGUCUUAAGAACUUUAAGAAGAAAAAAGGCUACCACAUCAAAUACGAAUGUUCAGAGACAACGCCAGGAUUCCAAAUAAGAUCAUCUGGGCUCACCUCCCUUCCUUUUGUGAAAUUUCAUUUCUUUUACUGUUGUUUUUUUGCCCAAUGAAAGGUUUCUUUCAGACAUCUUCUUAGAAACAAAUAGCCAAAAUGACCUUUCUGUAGCCAUCCAGAAAUAUAUGAGCUUCUUUCUGAGUGUGUGUAUGUGUGUGUGUGUGUGUGUAUACAUACACAUAUCAGGGCUUGAUUUACAUAGUUUUAGUCAAUAUUGAUAAACAAGUUUAUUAAAAAUAUUUGUAUUCUUUCAUACCAAGGCCAUGCUCAAUUUCAACCAAUGCUAGUAGUAAGACUAACCAUGUAAGAACUUUAAUUCUUAGAUAAAUAAGAAUUCUUUUAAAUGGAAGGGUAGCUUGAAACAUUGAAACUGGUAUGAGUUAGGAAGGGAAACAAGGAAUUUUCCUCCACCUGUCGAUUUCUGAAACUACUAGGAGAGAAAGCUGCCCAAGGAAAUCACAUAAUUUCAGUUGGAGUGUGUAGAGAAAGUCAUGUGCAAUUGCAUCUUCCAAACACACUAAAUAAAAAAAUUGGGACUUGUUAACUUUACAGAUUUCCUCCACCUUAGUAUACUGUAGCAAAGGAAAGCUAAGUGAUUAUCUGUGUUGUGCUGCAUGCCAGAGGUAGUGUGGUAAAUCACACUAAUUCUAAACAUAAUGUACUAGGUGCAAACAUCAACAACAUGAAAAUAGGUUCUGAUCAAGAACACAUGUAAAACCCAGUGGAAUUGUGAGUCAGCUAUGGGAAAGGGUGGGGCGAGGGGAGGAGAGAAACAAUAUGAUUCUUGUAACCAAGGAAUAAUGUUCUAAAUUGACUAAAUUAAAAAAUUUUUCAAAAAAAAAGAAAGAUAAUGUACUAGGGGUAAAAUCCUACUUUGGAUGGUAUGUAUUGUAAAUAAGUCAAGGAGCUCACUUGAACUUUAGACCCUUCAUCUCUAAAAUGAAAGAAACGGGAUGAGAUAGUCCCCAAGUGUUUUUUCUUAGUCUAUAUCUAACAUCUUUCAAAAAAAAUCCUAGAAUCAAAUCCAGAGAAAUCAGUAUUAUUGCCAGUGAAGCUUAUCUUAUAGGUAGAUCUCUUGUCUACUAUUAUAUUUUACUUAACAAGAAAUAGAUAAUUUUGAAUAAAAAUGUAUUUUUUAAUAAUGUAAACUACUAAUGUACUAUUCUUCAAUAAACACAAAUAGAUGUUUUA
This is a messenger RNA of Monodelphis domestica (gray short-tailed opossum), 1642 nucleotides long. It is a transcript of the gene CXCL13, whose product is annotated as C-X-C motif chemokine ligand 13. Gene Ontology annotation, molecular function: chemokine activity. The record is from RefSeq and is a predicted model, not a curated record. Lineage: Eukaryota; Metazoa; Chordata; Mammalia; Didelphimorphia; Didelphidae. Gene Ontology annotation, cellular component: extracellular region. Gene Ontology annotation, biological process: chemotaxis; immune response; defense response.